CGGACGCCGCACAAUACUCAUGCUGCACGUGGUCUGCAGGACAGUAGCAGACAAAAUAACGCACGCUGCACGAGGCGACAAUUUUCUCUUUGGCUCUUGACUUUUUUUUUGGAAAUUUUGACAGUGAUUUUCUUAACAAUCGAAGUGAACAAUUAGUACGCAAGGCCGGUCGUCUCGACGGGCUUAUAAACAAAACAACAACAUGUUGACCGAACCCAAAUUAACGAACACCGAGCCGGAUUUCGGCAAACCGGCAAAAAAAUUAAAUCCCCUGCUGCAAAAUUUGGGCACCCCCCACGUGGAUUCGUUCAAUUAUGCAGUCGGAGAUGGACUCGUUGAAGCAGUGAAAACAAUGCAACCUGUAUUUUACACACUGCCCAAUGGAACUAAAUUGGAAUUCAAGUAUGAGAGUGUAACAAUUGAUUCUCCCGCUGUGCCACCUGGUACUUUGGGGGUCAAAAACCAUAGGGUGUACCCCACAGAAUGUAGGCAAAGAGCUGCUACGUACAAAGGUAGAAUUAACACCAGAAUUAGUUGGAGUAUGAAUGGCAAAUACAUAGAAACCAUUGAUAAAUGUAUAGGAGAAGUUCCUAUAAUGGUCAAGUCUGACCGGUGUCAUUUGAAAAAUAUGUCACCUGCACAAUUAGUUCAAGCAAAGGAACAUGAACAAGAAUUUGGUGGUUAUUUUGUUGUCAAAGGGCAUGAGCGACUUAUCAGAAUGUUGCUAAUGACUAGAAGAAAUUAUCCCAUUGCAGUUAAACGAUCUGGUUGGAAACAGCGAGGUGACAAUUUCACAGAUAUGGGUGUUUUAAUUAGAAGCGUGAGGGAUGACAAUACAGCAGUGAACAAUACUUUGCAUUAUGUUACUGAUGGAAGUACUAAACUUAUGUUUAGUCACAAUAGAGUACUCUACUAUGUGCCAUUAAUUUUGAUUCUAAAAUGUUUAAUGGAUGUAUCAGAUAUUACUCUACACAAUAAACUUACUGCUGGUUGUGAAGAUGAUGUGUAUUUUAGCAAUUGUAUUAGUAAUAUGAUGCGCGAAUUGCAUAAACAAAAUUUACACUCUAAUGAACAAUGCAAAGCAUACAUAGGCAAAAUGUUCAGAGUUAAAAUGUAUGAAAUUCCACAAAGUUACACGGACGUUGAAGUUUGUGAUUAUAUAAUAAAAAACUGUAUUUGCAUACAUCUUGAUGAUCCAGCAGACAAAUUCAACCUUCUGUGUUAUAUGACUAGAAAAUUAUUUGCCUUUGCAAAUGACAAAUGUGUUGUAGAAGGUGCUGAUGCUGUCAUGAUGCAGGAGUGUUUGUUAGGUGGUCAUUUGUAUCUGCAAGUUUUAAAAGAAAGAUUAUCUGUAUGGCUUAAUAUUUUGAAAUUAGUCAUUGCAAAACGAGCUAGCAAAGUCGGAAAUGCCUUUGUUUUUAAUACUGCGGAAAUGGUGAAUGCCUUAAAGAAAUGUGGUAACAUUGAUUCAGGCAUGGAAAAUUUUUUAUCAACUGGAAAUGUGACAUCUAAGUCUGGUUUAGGUUUAAUGCAAAAUAAAGGUUUAACCAUUGUCGCCGAGAACAUCAACAGAAUGCGCUACAUGAGUCAUUUCCGAUCGAUUCAUAGAGGUUCGUUUUUCCAAGAAAUGCGAACGACCGAUGCCAGACAGCUUCUUCCCGACGCGUGGGGUUUUAUUUGCCCUGUCCAUACUCCUGACGGAACGCCUUGCGGUCUGCUCAAUCACUUGACGAUGAACUGCAUCGUUACAAAACAUCCCGAUCCCAAGCAAAAAGCGAUCAUUGAAGAAAAAUUGGUCGAUUUGGGAAUGUGUCCUCUAUCGCUAGAAGAUGAUUGGAAAAACUCGUAUACCGUACUUUUAGACGGGAGAGUCAUAGGAUUAAUUGAAGAUAAAAUCGCUGGACGAGUGGUCGAUAAAAUGCGCGUUUUAAAAAUAAACGAUGUCAUUCCUUCUACAACGGAAAUCGUCUUGGUACCAAAAAAAUCUGUCCCAUCUCAAUAUGCUGGCAUCUUUUUGUUUACUGGCCCUGCUAGAAUGAUGAGACCCGUAAUGAAUUUAUCUGUCAAUAAAAUAGAAUACAUUGGAACGUUCGAACAAGUGUAUAUGGAAAUAUGUAUCACAGCAGAAGAGGCAUACAAAGGGCUUACCACACAUCAAGAGCUCGCUAAAACAUCGUUCCUCAGUAACUUGGCCAAUCUGAUUCCCAUGCCCGAUUGCAAUCAGAGUCCUCGUAACAUGUAUCAGUGUCAGAUGGGUAAACAAACCAUGGGCACGCCAGUCCUGAAUUGGCAGCAACAAUCCGAGACGAAGCUGUAUCGCUUGCAAACCCCGGCUACUCCGCUGUUCCGGCCGGUCCAUCACGACCAUAUAAAUUUGGACGACUUCGCGAUGGGAACCAAUGCCAUAUUAGCCGUUAUCUCUUAUACCGGUUACGAUAUGGAGGACGCCAUGAUCAUCAACAAAUCCGCCUUCGAGCGAGGCUUCGCCCAUGGCUGUAUUUAUAAAUCAGAGUUCAUCGAGCUGGAAUCGAAGGACGAUUACUUUUACAGGGAUCCAAGUAAUCAAAGUCUCGUUGAUAAAUUAGAUGCCGAUGGUCUACCUAGCUCGGGUAGAAUCAUUCGAGGCGGUGAUCCCUACUAUUCUUAUUUCGACGGAGAUAAAAAAUGCUAUCGCGUUGGAAAAUAUAAAGGCACGGAAGACGUUGUUGUGGAUCAUGUAAAAAUGUGUGGAACAUUAUCAAGCAACGGCAAUCGUAAAGCUUGCAUAACUUUCAGGGUUCCACGUAAUCCAAGUGUCGGCGACAAAUUCGCUUCUCGAUCCGGUCAAAAAGGUAUCUUCUCUCAAAAAUGCCCAGCAGAAGAUUUGCCAUUUACAGAAUCUGGCCUCAUACCAGACAUCGUGUUCAAUCCUCACGGUUUCCCAAGUAGAAUGACAAUUGCUAUGAUGAUCGAAAUCAUGGCAGGAAAAUCGGGAGCGGUUCAUGGCUUGGCACACGACGCGACUCCGUUCAGGUUUACCGAGGAUAACACAGCCAUCGAUUACUUUGGCAAACUUCUCGAAAAAGGUGGUUACAAUUAUUAUGGCACAGAGACAAUGUAUUCCGGCGUCGAUGGCAGAGAAAUGAAGGCAGAAAUAUUCUUUGGAGUAGUUCAUUAUCAAAGGCUACGUCACAUGGUGUCCGAUAAGUGGCAGGUGAGAAGUACUGGUCCAAUUGACGUCUUGACCCGGCAACCCAUCAAGGGAAGACGCAAAGGUGGUGGCGUUCGUUUUGGUGAGAUGGAACGUGACGCCUUGAUCUCUCACGGUUGCUCAUUUUUGUUACAAGACAGGCUGCUCAAUUGUUCCGACAAAGCAACGGUGGUAGCAUGUAAAAAAUGUGGAACCUUAAUCGGACCAAUCGUCGAAUAUAUGACGACUGAUAGUGGCUACCGGGAACUCAAAGCAAGGUGUAGAUUGUGCCAGGACGACGGUGAUCUCGCCGAAAUCGAUGUUCCCUACAUUUUCAAAUACUUGGUUACCCAAUUAGGCGCAUGUAAUAUAAACGUCAAACUUGGUUUCAAAGACGUAUAAGCCGAAAUUUUUUAAAAAUAAUUGUUGUUAUUACGCCAAAGUGAUGACGAAUG
Molecule: messenger RNA, 3624 nt
Organism: Trichogramma pretiosum
Lineage: Eukaryota; Metazoa; Arthropoda; Insecta; Hymenoptera; Trichogrammatidae
Gene: RpI135
Product: DNA-directed RNA polymerase I subunit RPA2
Exons: 11
Coding region: 203-3571 (1122 amino acids)
Biological process (GO): DNA-templated transcription
Cellular component (GO): RNA polymerase I complex; nucleus
Molecular function (GO): DNA binding; DNA-directed RNA polymerase activity; ribonucleoside binding
Source: RefSeq, a predicted model, not a curated record